This is a messenger RNA of Salmo salar (Atlantic salmon), 6173 nucleotides long. RefSeq names its product RING finger protein 24. Gene Ontology annotation, molecular function: zinc ion binding; ubiquitin protein ligase activity. Gene Ontology annotation, cellular component: endomembrane system. NCBI's taxonomy places the organism in Eukaryota, Metazoa, Chordata, Actinopteri, Salmoniformes, Salmonidae. The record is from RefSeq and is a predicted model, not a curated record. Gene Ontology annotation, biological process: proteasome-mediated ubiquitin-dependent protein catabolic process.
AACCCCCCGUAUCCACUGUACACGACUCUGUCUCCGUUAAACGGGCUAAGAGGAGGGACUACGAGCACUACGUGCUUGAAGAACCGUUCAAAAUUGACCACGAGAAUAUUGUACACCUGGAAAUCAACACAUAUAGUCGUCUGAGGAGCAGCUGUUGCCUUUUUAAAAAAAAUCGGUUUCAUUUAUCGUGAUGUCCGCUUCGCAGUUUUUUGUCUGUUACAGUGUUGAUAAAUAUUGCUACAUAGCUAGCCAGCAAGCCAAUACCGAGCAAACCGGAGUCAACCACCAACAUUUCGAGUUGAAUGAAGACGCUUUGCACGGGCUGUAGCCUAUCCCGUGUAGAUAACACAGUUGUUGUAGCUAGUUAUCUGAAGGGCAGCGUCUUUGUUUGUUUUAUUGGCCUGCUAUUUCUCUCAUUGGUAUUGGUGAAGAAGAGACGAGCAGAUAUCGAGGACGGUAUUGAUUGGAUAUCCAUGAGCUCCGAUUUCCAGCACUACAGUUUCAGGAUGCCUAAUAUCGGGUUCCAGAACCUUCCCCUCAACAUCUACAUUGUGGUGUUUGGGACCGCCAUCUUUGUCUUCAUCCUCAGCCUUCUCUUCUGCUGCUACUUGAUAAGGUUAAGGCACCAGGCGCACAAGGAGCUGUAUGCAUACAAACAAGUUAUACAGAAGGAAAAGGUCAAAGAGCUAAACUUGCAUGAGAUAUGUGCGGUGUGCUUGGAGGAGUUCAAACAGAAAGACGAGCUGGGGAUUUGCCCGUGCAAACACGCCUUUCACAGGAAGUGCCUCAUUAAGUGGCUGGAGGUGAGGAAGGUGUGCCCGCUGUGCAACAUGCCUGUUCUGCAGCUCGCCCAACAGGCGGGCGUCACCAUCGACGUCACCGUGCCCAUACAGCAGCACCUGCCAGGCGUGGAAAAUCUUGUGUAGCGCAAACCGCAGUGCUCUCACCCUCACACACACACACACACACACACACACACACACACACACACACACACACACACACGACUACACACACAUGUACAGAUACACUUAUGCCUCGAUCAGACCGACAGCAUCAUUGCAUUUUUGGUACACCAGAAGGACAUUAAUUUCCAAUGGAACGCUGUGUUUACCUUGCAGCAUCGAACUGUAUGCGCAGACGGCUUGACAGAAACGGUAGCAGAAGGUGAACGCUGAACUUUUGUUGCACACAUAUCCAGAUGACGCCGUGCACCAUUUUGCGCAAUGUCUCUGUAGGUGCGAUGGAGGCGUUUAUACAUGAUUAAAAGACAGGGCAGACAAUGGAGAAACAACAGUGUUACGAUGCGGACAGAGACUCACGGCGAUGAAGAAGUGAAUCUGCUGCCUCCUCCUCCUCUCAUCUCUCUGCCUUGGUGGAUUCACAUAAGGAUUUUUUUUAAUAAUAACGGUUCUUUUAUUGACAAUUUAAAAAAUGUUCUUGUGGACACAGCCGUGGUCACUAUUCUGACCGUUUCACAACCAAAGCACUUUUCUGGUGACACCAGCGUGUGACGAAUAAGAGACAUAAAAACCAACAACUACCACACGUUGAUAUGAAAAUGGCUUCAUCGUUUCGUUUUCUUUUUAACGACUAAACUUGUAUUUUUUUAUUUUUUUGCUACAAGCACUUUAAACAUUUUACUCAAACUUAAAUUGCUUGUGAGGAGGUUGUAGUAGCAACAAGGUUAUUUUAUUAUUACGAUGAACUUUUUUUGUGUGUACAUACAGAGCCACAUGAGUUCAUUUUUUAGUUGAGUGGAGAUUUUUUUUUGGGGGGGGGGGGCAUACUAUCUUAAAGGGACAGUAGCCUUCAAAUGAAUUGACGUCAGGAUACUCGUGGGAUGCUCAAGGAACCGCAGAAUUCUGUGGCCUGAUCCUUCCUCUCUCUCACACAUGCAAAAAAGGAUAUUGGAGGUGUGUGUAUGAAGGGAGGGUCACCCCAACCUCAGUACUUGGUGUUUAAACAACUUAAUGUGAAUUAAGAGAGCAUGGGUUCGAAUGUGGGGUUGUGACUAGGAUGUGAUUCACCGGUGCAUUCGACUCUGCGUCCCCUCUUGCAUAUGAAGGUUGUACAGUUUGUUACUCACUGCACAUCUCGGCGUCUGCAUUCCCAAAUGGUACCCUAUUCUCUAAAAACUGCCCUAUUUAGGGAAUAGGGUGCCAUUUGGGACACACGCUGUGUGUGUUUUUUUACAACAAGGCUUUUCUGUGGCCACUUUCACGGUCUGCAUCUGUCAUUUCAGAAAAAAACAAUAGUUACUAUACUGUUUGUGAACUAAUUGUCGAAACGCAACAAUGCCGAGGUUGUAUUUUCAUUGAAAGAUAUUUCAAUAAGAGGUUUAAGGGUCGAAUCAAAUUAAAAUAGUAGAAUUGCCCAGACACACACUCCCAACUGUGGAGGGGUCCUGGCCUCAGUCACUUCCUGUGGACGAGCGACCAGGAAGUAAGAGUAACCCAACACCCCGAGCUCAUGGCACCCCUAGAGCUAACAUCCAAUCAUAUGCCUCUGUUCUUGUUACAUAAGAACCCCCCCCCAGCCCGCAGCGCUCCCAAAGCAUUACUCAUUCAGCUUGUGGCAACGGAGUGCUAUGAAAACACAUAGCUGGAAGAUUCCUCUGGUUUUCUACGUUUAAAAAUACAUCCCUCUCUUGCAGUCCUCUGGUUUGAGUUUGAAUGAGGUUUAGCCAGAUGGAAGUCUAAAACAACUAUCCCAAUCUACACACUAAAUAGUAAACAAGAGUACUUCAUAUAAUGACAAGAUGAUUUAUAUUCCAUAUUGUCUGUGACGUGAUCGUGUCUAGAAUCAUAUAUUCUAUAGGCUAAUCUUUAUGAAACCUAGAACAUUACUGGUCCACUAAGGCAGGGGGUCUUAAACUUUUCCACUUCCAGACCCAAAUUAGAAAUUGAAAAUCCUCCUCUGACCCAAAUGGUCCUCCAACAACCCAAAUGAAGAAGAAAUAGUGCGUGAUUAUAUUCUCACAUGCCCAGAGCCCACUUUGGGUCCCGACCCAUAGUUUAAGAAACCCUGCACUAAGGCAUUGUUGCAUUUUGACUGCUAUACAUAAACCUAUAAAAAACAGACAAGUUUGCUCAGUUAAUUGCAUUUCCAUUUCCAACUUUUGACACAGAAUGAUGGUAGUGAACGCUACAAGGUGACUGCCUUGGAACGUGAAAGGCUUGGUGACAUGUAUCAAGUUGUGACACUAUGCAAACUAAGCAACAAACCUUGUCUCUUGUUUGCUAGCCGUUACUGACAUCGUAACAGGAGCACCGGGGCAUUCACUUCUUAAUUCAGCCAACGAUUCAAAGCUUCUUCUGUGAUUUAGUAAUUACCAAACGCUAUUUAGCUUUAGCUUAGCAUUGAUCUAAUUAGGCUAUGAGGGAUGUAGGCUAAGCAUCUAGCUCAAAUUCUGGCAGCACUCAGCAUAUCGGUCAACACACGUACGUUCCCAGUAGAUGUCAUUGAGCUGGUAUAGGCCCUGGUCAGCAGUCGUAGAGAAUAGCAGUGUUUUAGCAGGCUCAUUCUAGCGCUUUCCCCAAUCGCUCUCUCCACACUGGUGAUUUGUUCACCGCUACACACACGCGCGCACACACACCAAUCCCUCUACCCUGGUGCUUUGUUCCACCACCUUUUGUGGGAUCACUGUAGUAAAAGUGCUGUGUGAUAGUUUGGAACAGAGGGGGAAACAGUGUCCCAUAGGUCAGGGGUCAGCUGGUGUCAAAGGUCACAGACUAGAUCUAGGUGAUGGGUCAUAAUAAUGCCGUUCAAUACAACUUUAUUUAUAAGACAGCCUGGUCUGUUCUAACAGGGUCGAUUUGGUUCUUCCCUCUUAAGUGUUUGCAACUUUUCAGGACCCCGGCUUUUUCAGUGCUGAGCAUCAGGCCCAGCUCCAGAACCACUGCGCUUGUCUCUCCUAAAAAUGGAAUGGUAUUCUUAGAAUUCAUCCUAUGAACCGUCUUCCGUUUUGAAGUGUUAAGACCACUGAGUCAACCACCCAGCGAAAUUUACUGUGUCCAUUGGCUGUACUUUCGAACAACAACCAAGGGGAAUGUUAGCCUACUGUAGCUAGCUGGUGAAAAGAAUAGUAUAACAUUUGUUGCCAAUAUCAGGAACAAUGUCUCUCCCCGCCCCACCCAAUAAUAUCUAGUGUAUUGGAGGAGGAUGACGAUUGUGAUUAUAUUUUUUUAACUUGUGCUUUACUUACUAUGUGUGUUUUAUUUUGGCCAUUUGUUUGAAGAGACACUAGUCUGGUUGAAUGUGGAAUGAGGAAAAACCAUAACCUUUUUAUUGAAGGCGCCCGCCGUUGCUAGCAUGUGCAGAUCGCUUCGGUACCUGUUUGACUCUUCUGGGUUCUUCGGUGUGGCUACACACAAACAUUUUGCAUCGCAGAAACCAAUGGAGGUGUCACCCUUUCUGUAUAUCACUCAAAUAUAAGUAUAUAACGCGCCUCUUUGUACAAAGAGACUUUCGACUCGGAUAUUCAUCUCAAAACUCCCAAGUUUGACUGGUCCAAAGUCAUCUUUUGACAACUAGCCCCACCACUUUCUUAUUCCCUUAAGACUCCUAUAUUGUAACCCAUAGCCAACAUGAAACACAGCCAGACUUGAAGCUUCAUCCUCUACUAUGUGUGGCUGUCUCUGAAUUUACGGUUUAGAGGGAGAAAUAACAUAGGACUGGGCGAGACCUAUAAUGUGAAGCAUGCGAUGAAAUGGCGACUGCACCUGCAGCCAAUUUUACCAUUGUAAUUGUACAUAGAGUAGUAGUAGUGUUGGUAGGAAGGCAUACUGCAUACACUUUUUACCGUGAGGGGUUGUGCAUUGUGCACCGAUUAUUCUUCCAUCGAAAACACUGCGUCUGCGCACUUAUAACUGCCAUUUGCCCAUCCGAGAAUUGUGACAAUGCCACCCCAUCAUUUCUUCCUGUGUAAGUCCCUAAUCCUUCCCCCACGCUUCUCGGACCAGACAACAUGGUUCUAGGUUCUCUCCGAGUCCUGGAAAGUAGCCACGGUCAAGUGCCAGAACAGCAGGCAGUUUAUAGGCCCUUAUGCAAGAGGAAGGAAUAAUGUGUAUAUUCAUAGUGACCUAUCGUCUAACUAGUUAUUACUGCACAAGGUACCAGGCCAAAUCUAUUUGAGAAACAUUGGGAGUUUGGACUGUUGAUGAAUUUAGUGAUGAGUCACCCCACUGUAAUCUCCAUGGACGUCAGCACUGUUCCAGAGAACGCCAGGCUAUUGGUCUGUAAUAUUAAAAGACUAUGAUGUACUUGCUUCAAUAUCAUGAAUUACUGAGAGGAGAGGGAGGCUCUUUGUCACGACAGCAACCAAAUUACGUAAUAACGGACCCCUUAUCGUGUAUCCUUUCUAUAAGGUGCUUUUCUCAGAAAGUAUACCCAGAGACAGAAGAGGAAGUGGGACAUCCCACUCCCUAAUUUUAUUUUCUGUUUCAAUGGAAGCCAAAUGAACUAAGUAGACCAGACCAAACUGCUAUCGCAUUGGUGUCUAUAGUAGAGCCAUCCCCUUAAGUAGACAUUUUUUUCAAUGGUAAACGGCCUGAGUGAACCAUCUUUUGUAUACCUAGCUGUUGGCAGCCAUUUUGUGGGCCAGGCCUCAAGGUCAAAGCUGUGUAAUUGGCCGCUUGGGCCUCUAACACGUCACUGCCUCACUGAAAACUCUCAAUGUUGUGUAUGGUGUGCAUUUAUUCAGUGUAUAGUUCUUGUAGUGCCCCCCCCCCCCUCCCUUUAAGUAUAUCCCGUCUCGCCCCUACCCCACUUUAUCCCAACCUCACACUAUGUCCAAUAGCCACCACCAACUUCUCUCAACCUACCCCACCCUGUGAUAACCUCCCCCACCAUCUUACCCCAACCUCCCACUUUAUCCACCAGCCCACACUUUCUUCCCUUGAUGGGUGAACCCUACCCCACCCUCAUUGGGGGGGGGUCUACCCAUUCUACCCUGUGAUAUAACAUUGUUUAUAAAAUUAAGAAUUCUGCAGCAGAAUAUUUUUGAAGAAAUUUGCUGUACAGUAUUUGUAAGCUCUAUUUUUGUAUAUUUAAUUGCCAUUUUGGAAAGAAAAAAUAAUGAAUGCAUUUCUUUUGCUAAUUCUGUUUUAUUCAUAAUGUUUUUUUGCAUGUGACUGACUUGAACUGUAAAUAAAAUUACCACGUUUUGGAAA